AUGACUCAUUCAGCUUCAUCUUUUGAUCCUUACUCUUGGAAGAAUUUUUAUUUUCGUAUUGGUCGAGAAGAGGCAAAUCGUUUACUUUGUGCUGACCAACCGUUAGGUACUUUUCUUAUACGUGACUCAACGACUCCAGGAAGUUAUGCCUUAAGUGUGAGGGAGGACCUUACUGGUGACCAGCAGGUGCGUCACUAUUUAAUAGAGCCAAGAGAGCUAGAAAAUGGGAAAAUGGUUGUGGAGAUUGCAGGGCAGCCUUUCGUUGAUAUCCCAACACUGUUAAACCAUUUUAAAAUGAGGAUUCUUGGCAAUGUGAGUUUGGUGCGUCCUCUACCGAAACCCAUGGUUGCCCUAUUUGAGUUCAAGGGGGAGCGGUCUUCUGAUCUCCCUUUUCAAAGAAAUGAUGUUCUCGAAAUAAUUGGUAAACCUGAAGAGGGAUGGUGGGAAGCACGCAAUGCUUUGGGUGCAACUGGUUCAGUUCCUAUUAAUUACCUGGUACAUUUUGAUGAUGUCCCAAGAGGGGCAAACAGUCCUGCUACAUCGUCUGUUUCUUCAGAAAACCGCCUUAGUGGUACUUCUGCUAUCAGCGAUAACGGUGAUGCAUCAACAGCUGGUGAAACAUUAGUAAAGGAGUUACACUUCCCUUGUAUGGCCCGUGUUAUUCUUGACCGACGGCCUAACGCUUAUGAUAAAGAUGCUUUACGGCUCAAGAAAGGGGAUGUGAUUGAAGUAACAAAACUUCUUCCAUCUGGAAUGUGCGAAGGGUCACUCAGGGGAAAGAAAGGAACUUUUCCUUUUACUUAUGUCGAGUUUGGUGAUAAUGCAGCAGUUGCUCCCAAUUUGAACUGAAU
Messenger RNA from Enterobius vermicularis (human pinworm), 851 nucleotides. NCBI's taxonomy places the organism in Eukaryota, Metazoa, Nematoda, Chromadorea, Rhabditida, Oxyuridae. The record is from the annotation of a GenBank genome assembly.